Molecule: messenger RNA, 652 nt
Organism: Durusdinium trenchii
Lineage: Eukaryota; Dinophyceae; Suessiales; Symbiodiniaceae
Source: the annotation of a GenBank genome assembly
CUGCGCGUGCACAUUGUGCCUUUGCUUCAACUAUUGUACCAUUUGAGCCAUGGCCAUUCGUAGACGUCGGCAGAUCCCCCACUGUUGUGUGGUUCUUUGGCUGGGUGCUUGGGCUUGGAGCUGCGGCCGAAGGAGGCUGUUUAGAAAGAGGUUACUUACAACGUGCCCAUCAACUACUUGUUGUUUUUGCCAGAGUGCAGACUGGCCGCUGGCAACAUGACUUGAGAUGGCAGUCUUGCAAGAUAGGACCACAUUUGCUUGUGGCCGAGCUUGGGGCAUACAGAGGGCUGCGUUUGAAUCAGCUCCGGACUGGGCAAGUGAUGCCUCGCAAAAGCCUGCAAAGGCCACUGCUGAUCAAGGAAUUGACGGGCAAGCAGAUCCUGCACAGCGAACAGUUGUAGAUCGGAUCAUUGCAGACAUGGCUUUAGAUGAUCCUGAUGUUGUGGCAGGAAGGAUUUCUUCUGGAAAGAUGAACUUUGAAGAUUUUAUUGCAACCACAACAGUGAUGUCACAUGCUGAUUCAAGUGCCCUUUCAAUUCCAACAGGUUACGAAAAGAUGAUUCAAGCUAUGACCUUGGAAGAGCGGAGAAACCCACUGCUUUUCUAGGAGUCGACGCCGCAAGUUGAGGAGCGCAUAUCAAGAAUAGCAAGA